This is a messenger RNA of Dromiciops gliroides (monito del monte), 3332 nucleotides long. RefSeq lists its product as uncharacterized. The record is from RefSeq and is a predicted model, not a curated record. NCBI's taxonomy places the organism in Eukaryota, Metazoa, Chordata, Mammalia, Microbiotheria, Microbiotheriidae. Bases 197 to 1258 code for a protein of 353 amino acids. The transcript is spliced from 11 exons.
GAUUCGCCAAUUCCUGCUGCAGACAUAGGAGCCUUUCUGUGUACCGUUUAGUCCUGAGCCCUGUAGAUUUGCCCAUUAUCAGUGAAUGUCAGGAGGCUAGGAAACAGACCCUUGUCUGAUGUUCAGAAUGAUUCACAGCACGGACUGUGUGCUCAGAUAAGCCAUGAAGAUAUGGGGAAGUGACGAGAUCCUCUAAAUGCAGGAUAACACAGCUCCAGAAAUGAUAGCCGGCAUGGGUUACAAAAAAACAUUCAGUAAGAAAACUUCAGUUAUCAAGGAACACCAACCAUGGGUAAUGAUUCGGUCCCAACUUGAACAGAUUAUAGUGUUGCAAAACCAGCUAAUGCGAAGUGGAAUCAUCAAGGACCAGAAAGACCUUGAAGAUUUUUGGGGGCUGAUUCAAGAUAAACCUGGUAAAAAGCUCAAAGAAGGGACUCGGAAAAUAAAAGCAAAAGUGUCUGCUUCUAGAUAUCUACCUUCAAUUACUCCUGUGAGAAGCAAAAUCGAGAAGUCAGAUACUCAUCCAAACAGUGAAAUCUGUCACCUGAAAAGGUCAAUUUUUUCUAGAUUUGCUGAAUGGAGAAAAAAGAAUGAAAAGGAAGAAAUGAACAGUGAGGAAUCAGAAGAACAGGAGAGAGAUGAAAUUUAUACAUUAAGUGAGAUGUGUUUCCCAAGCAAGACCUAUCUAGAUCGCUUAUAUGAGAUGUAUGUCAUCUCCACUGCUAACAUGGAAUCAUCUUUGAGACUGCUUGAGAGAAAUGACCAUUUUGCAGAUGUGGAUAAAGAGUGUAGUGCCCGUGAUCUGCUGGAUUUCCUGUUUCCAAAUAACAACAAGCAGCCAAUGAGACCCGUGAGGACAAAAGCAGCAUUCCCAGUUCAUCGUCAGGAAACACAGGCACAACAUCACUUGGACGUCUCCCACUGUAAACUCCGGUCCAACAAAAAGGGAAAUCCAAAAUGGAAACAUGACAGAAACAAAGCCAUGGAUGUAAAAAAAUGUUAUCUUACAGCCACUUCUUCAAGUGACAAAAGGAUAAAAAAGCUACCUGCAAUGUUGAACAAAAACGUCUCAAACCUGAAAACAUCCAAUUUUAUCCUGGCUUCUUGUGUUGACCAUCAAAAAUGCCCACACAGUAAAAAUACUUCCACUGGGAGGACCCCUAUUCCUCUCACCCUGGAACAAGUGAUGAUGACUCAUCCAGUCCUGGAAGUUAAGCCAGCAAUUAAAAACAGCAAUAAUUACAUUGAUCAAGACUAAAGAGAAGAAGAUAUAUUAACUGGACAAAAAGGAUUAUGAAAUAUUAACCAUUGUGGAAGAAAUAAUUAGAUGACAGCUUUUAUUUUUCCUAAUUCUAAGAUAAAUGACACUAAAGACUUUAUGACAGGGAGUGAAAUCACUGUCACAUGCAUUUUAUUUUCAGUAAUGCCUGCUUCCCAGAAUAGUAAUUGAGAAUGUUUCCUUUACAUUAAAAACACUAUAUAUAUAUGUGUGUGCACAGGUAAGUAAUUCUUUAAAAAUUAUGUUAGAAUUACUGAAUCACUCCUAAGUGGUAGAAGAACAUCAUUUAAAACAUUUCUAGGUCCAAGAUUCCUCAUCUCUAAAAUCAGGGUCUUGAACCAAUCUCUUAGACCCCUUCCUCAUUCUCUAAUUCUAAGCCACCUUUCAGAAUUCUUCCUCCUUUAAUUUUAUUGGUUGGUUAGUUGGCCUGACCAAGAUGGUAUCUUAUCCAUCUUUUUUUUUAAUAGAAUUUUAUUUUCCAAAAUAUAUGUAAAAACAAAAUUUUAACACCAAUUUUUUUUAAAACUGUGUGUUACAAAUUCUCUUCCCUCCCUCCAUUCGCACCCCACCCACCCACAAGAACUCAAGCAAUUCAAAAUAAGUUAUACAUGAGUAAUCUUAAGUAUAUCAAAUUUGAAGGUUUUUGUGGGUCUACAGAAAACUGAUCUUGGGUUUAAAUUCUGAAUGAUCCUUCAGUGGACUGUGGUGGUUGAGGCAGCAUUAUAGAUUAAUCAGCUUCACUUAAAAGCUGGGGGCAGCUAGGUGGCACAGUGGAUGGUACACUGGCCCUGGAUUCAGGAGGACCUGAGUUCAAAUCUGGCUUCAGACACUUGACAUUUACUAGCUGUGUGACCCUGGGCAAGUCACUUAACCCUCAUUGCCCCCCCCCGAAAAACUCAAACCAACCAAACAAACAAAAAACCCCCAACGCUAUAGCUAUUACUUAUGUAGCUACACAGUGAAGAGCUACUAUUAGAAAUGAUUGCUGUGAAUGUCCUUACAACAUCCUACUCCAAUCAUGGUGUGGAGGUAUUUCUGGGUGUUGGAGGUUUCCAUCUUCCCACCUUCAAUGAAACUAAAGCUCUUCUAUUUUCUACCGUAGAGUAUGGUCCUAUCAACAAACUAGACGCGCUUUCUGAGAAUUUGCCUAGCUAAAUAUAGAGGUUCGUCACUUGGAGGUUGGCUACUUGGUAAUCAAUUAUAGAUCCAUAGUAAUCCAUGAAACAAAAUUACAAAAUGGUUGUAAAUUCUGUGCCUCCAGCUCCAUUGUACUGCUGUAGUAUGUAGCCUAUUUAUAUUUUUGAUUAUAAUAUAUUUCCUAUAUAUAUAAUCAGGGUGGUGGAAAAGAAGACAGAAGAUGGCAAGAAUCAUGCACACACACAUAUAUAUAUAUUAAUUUACCAUGAUUUGUUUAACCAUUCCCUAAUCAAAGGGAAUAUUCCUUGUUUCUACUUCUUUCCCACCUCAAAAAGUGUUGCUAUAAAUAUUUUGGUGUCUAGUGAUGAGGGGAAGAAGAGUCUUUUUUUCACUGAACUUUGAGGUAUAUACCUAGCCAUGGAAUCUCUAGGUCAAAGAACUUUUAAGUCACUUUUUGCAUAAUUCUAAAUUACUUCCCAGAAUAGCUGAACUAAUUCAAAGCCCCACCAAUUAUGGCUGAGUAUGCUUGUCUUUCUGCUAACUUCUAUAAUAUUAACUAUUCCCAUCUUAUGUCAUUUUUCCCCCAAUUUACUAGCUGUGAGGUGACACUUCAGGGUUGUUUUCUUUUAUGAUUCUCUUAUUAACUUAGGGCAUUGCUUCAUAUGGUUGUCAAAAGUUUUCAAUUCUUUUGAGAACUGAUUGUUCCUUCCCUUUGACUACUUAUCUAUUAAGGUCUGCUUCUAGUCUUACAUGUUUAUGGGGUUUUUUAUUCAUCUAUAUAACUUAAAUGGCCAACUAGUGGUGCAGUGGAUUGAGCAUCAGGCUUGGAGUCAGGAAGACCUGAGUUCAAAUGUGACCUCAGACACUUACUAGCUGUGCAAGCUAGUAAAAUCUGGACAAGUCACUUAACCCUGUU